This is a messenger RNA of Ooceraea biroi (clonal raider ant), 2691 nucleotides long. Its product is annotated as UPF0472 protein C16orf72 homolog. Lineage: Eukaryota; Metazoa; Arthropoda; Insecta; Hymenoptera; Formicidae. The record is from RefSeq and is a predicted model, not a curated record.
AUCAUUGUAGAUUGGAUCCGUGCGUACUCCUCUGGUACCUCCAGCUGCAGUUGCUCUACCAAACGGCACACUUUUCAUUCUGGUGUCUCUGCGUUAGCAUCAGUUAGCAUCUACGAAGCUCGAGUUCGGACCUUGUAUUUCAUCGUAUGAUCGUUUGAGUUCGGACUUAUUGUUAGUAUUUUAUCAUAUGAUCGUAGAAACUUGCAAAGCGAGGUGCAGUGGAAGUGGCCAUACGUGCCAGUCGCGUUACGUGAAGUCGCAACGCGAAACAACGCAAAGACGGGAACAAGCUUGAGCUCGGUGGAUUGAGCGGAUCGAGCAAGUGCGAUCGACGUCACCGUAGUUGUCGAUAGCUGCUCCAGCUCGCUUCGACGAGUGUCUAGUUUAAAGUACACAGACACAUCGCGCGCACACACGGCGCGCACACUACACAUAUACACUUGCACAUUUACAUACAUACGUACGUACGUGCGUAUCGCUAGUGCGAGUGGGUGGGCGAGGCGUGUGCUCGCUCUGGUGCUUGCACACGACGAGAAUCGAGAAUCGUGCGAGCGUGUCGAGGCUCGAGCGUGUGUGCAUUUAUUCGAGCGGUGGUGCGUCGAUCGCACGAUCGGCAGCGAUGAACGACGACAGAAGCGAGGAUGAUUCGAUAAUGGACCUCUGGUACAGCAAUUGGGAACAGCAAUGUGUCGAGGCGAUCGAGUCCGAGCCCGAUUACGAGAGUCAGCUGCACAACGAGAAGGAACUCUACUCGCAGCAGAUGUGGACGAGCUUCCAGACCACCGCGUCGGCCAUCGCCCAAUUGUACAAAGAUUCAGUGGACUGUAUGAGACGCUGCAGUGAUCUCGGAGUGGAAAUGGGCAGGCAAAAACGUAGUAGAGAAAUAAUGAAUUGGGCUAGGAAAAAAAGGCGUAUGAUUCGCAGGGAAGAUCUUCUCGCGUAUCUCGCUGGAAAGCCACCACCGCCACCUCGGGCACAUCCACACAGAAGUUCACCCAAGCCACGUAUGAUGGUGUGUGGUUCGCCGUCGUCGCACAGUCAAACGCCAAGUAUGGUUAUUGCUCCAGCACCAUCGGCAGGCAACGAUCCCGAUCCCGAGUUACAUACAUUCAGAGAAGCCAUCGCAUUGUCAGGCUCUCCAAUGUCUCGGCGCAGCGGACGACAAGCCGAACUGUCGGCCUUUAUUAACAACGAACUGGCUCGACAUCAUAAACGACCUGCUUCGCAUGACGUGGAUAUGGGAUCGCCAACGCACAAACGUAUGCGUGUACUGUAACGGCGCGCGACACGUAAGGUAGCUUUACUCCCUCGCUCCCUGUUAAUUAACCGACCCGAUUAACGAAUAAUAGUUUAGCUCCCCUAUAUAACUCUCAGUUACGCGUAAUUGUUUCAAAGAGACGGUAGUGAUUCGCACUGCCAGAUGAGCACGUUCGUUUGUAUCUCUGGUAGCUUCUACUGCCAAGUUUCUGUUUUAUAUGGUGGAAAAACAAAUCAUCUGAUCUCUUGAUAACCAAGAGGCUGAUUUCGGCCGAUACUGAAAUGAAACGGAAAAGUGAAGUGAAAUACUUUAUUUAAUGUUAUAAUGUAAUAUAUUUGUUAAAUAUGUUUGUUUUCGCAACAUAAAAUUGAUUUACACGCGUGCGUGUCUCCAGUCAAUCGUCUUACGUUAUUAUUAGUGCAAUACAAAAUCAUGGAAACGAGAACACGCGAACGUGUCUUAAUGUGCCCCAUUUAAAGUGCCCCUGUACGAUGAUUGGUCUUGCUUGAUCCGCAGAAGAAAAAUUUGUAUACGAGACUGUCGAUCAUUUUCUCAAUCUGUAAAUCAACCUAUGAGAACUAGCCAGAUGUGUAAUGCUAUCCAAACUGUUAAGUCUUUAUAUAAACUUCAAUAUGUAUAUCGAUACGUAUAUCCAAAUAAUGACUAAUAAGCAUCCUGAUAUUUGUCGGUAUCGUCGGUCUGUUCGUAUCACGUAUCAUCGAAAUUUUCAAUAGACGGAACAAAAGAUACUUUCUUGUCACGUCAUAAUGACGAUUCACGUCGAGAAGCGACAGAGAGAAGAUUGUAAACGAUUGUAAAAUACUUCUUCUCUCGUUAAACGAUAUCGUUAUUCGGUCAUUAUGUAAUACCGUUUUCAUCGUGAUUAUAGGUAGUUGAUGCUUUAGACAACUUUUUAUCGAUAAAGUGAUUAUUUCAUAUUAUUUUGUUGAUGAUGGGCAGACAUGGCAAAGAGUAGAGCAAAUAGCAAAUGAAGAGCAAGUGGACGAGACGUAGAAAGUAAUAAUAGUGCGAUGACAAUUUGUUUAUUUUUAUCGCACUGCACGCCACACUUAUCGACUUGACGGUCCUUUGAACCGUUUCUCGAAAUUCUUGUUGCAAUGCGAAUGUACAGCGAAUUUGCGAAUCUUUUUUCGUAUAACACAUAUACAUGUAAUUUUAUAAUUUAUCUCUUAGUAAUUUCUUUAUAUAUUCUUUCCUGUCUUGCAUCUCUAGAUACUUAACACAUUCUCCCUUCAUCGUGUGCAUUAUCGUGAAAUGAAUCAUGAAGUGAUUGUUGCCCAAAUUAUUGAUUUUAAUUUUGCGUGUCUAGACUUGCAUGAUUAGGGCGAUUAUGUCGAAUAUUGAGAUUUUAAAAAAAGGCAAAAAAACGAUAGAGAAUUUAAAACAGUUUAUUACGCAAUUAUUAAAAAAAA